AUGGCCACCAAGGAACCCCCCGCUAAACCAUCGGAAACCUUGAUUCCUUCCAAAAGGAAAACCACAGACAGUUCCGCCUCUGACAACGGCCUCCCCAUAAAUUUCACAUCCCGCAAACCUCCCUGGUCCUAUCUCAAGCUUCAGUUAAUCACUCAGCCCUCUCCCCCAUCAUCCUCACCCUCAACCCCCUUAGACGAAAUAACAGCACGCACAUACCUAACCACCGCCCUCUCCCAAUUCCUCGGCAUCUCCGGCACAUCCAUCUCAAUCGACAUCCUUAAAAUCGAAAACUCCACAGGACAAAAAAAUAAUAAUAACAUAGUAUGGAUUCGCGUCCCCCGCGACGACGCAGCGGCUGUGGUAGCAGCUGUUAGUUCGUGGAUUGGAAACGGGAGUCAGGUUGGGAGUAGUGUUUCUUGGAGAGUUCGGGCGAAGGGUAGUUUCCUGGGUGCGUUGAUAGGUGGGACGGGGAGGGAAUUGUUUGCACCUUGA
Messenger RNA from Paracoccidioides lutzii Pb01, 492 nucleotides. RefSeq lists its product as hypothetical. The transcript is spliced from 2 exons. The record is from RefSeq and is a predicted model, not a curated record. Gene Ontology annotation, cellular component: nucleolar ribonuclease P complex; ribonuclease MRP complex. Gene Ontology annotation, molecular function: ribonuclease MRP activity. Gene Ontology annotation, biological process: nuclear-transcribed mRNA catabolic process, RNase MRP-dependent; tRNA processing; intronic box C/D snoRNA processing. Bases 1 to 492 code for a protein of 163 amino acids.